Messenger RNA from Fragaria vesca subsp. vesca, 1105 nucleotides. RefSeq lists its product as uncharacterized. The record is from RefSeq and is a predicted model, not a curated record. The transcript is spliced from 5 exons. Bases 32 to 826 code for a protein of 264 amino acids. Lineage: Eukaryota; Viridiplantae; Streptophyta; Magnoliopsida; Rosales; Rosaceae.
GGUGGGAGGUAGGCGAAAGCUUUGAAGAGCCAUGCUAAUUCUGAGCCAAGCUCCCGCCGGAGCCUUAUCGGCCACCUGUUCCCGCAAGCCCCCUCUCAAAUUCACCAACCCGAACCCGCCAAUCUUCUCGACCCGAAAACCUAAAUUCGUUUCCACACCCAACUCCUCCAAGUCCCUCACCCUCGCUAAAGCCGUCGACGAUUCCACCUCCGCCGCCGUCAAUUCCAAACCGCCCCUCUCCACCGCCGCCAAUCCUCCGCCGUUGAACAAUGACGACCAGCCCGUCUUCGUCGGCGGCGAGAAUAUGCCCCUGGAAGGCGUCAUUCAGUUCGACAGGCCCAGCUCAUCUGCUCGUAUCAGAAAAUGGGGUAAGGUGGGAUUGCUCGCCGGCGGGGAUGUUCUGGCUUUGCUGACGUUUGCUGCUAUUGGGAGAUUCAGUCAUGGCUUCCCUGUUUUCGACUUCGAAACCCUACGCACGGCUGACCCUUUUAUUGCUGGUUGGUUUUUGAGUGCUUAUUUCCUCGGCGGGUUUGGGGAAGACGGACGGGGAACCAAUGGUCUGUCCAAGGCUGUCGUUGCUUCUGCUAAGUCAUGGGCCCUUGGAAUCCCGCUUGGGAUAGGCAUAAGGGCAUACACAGCAGGUCACAUUCCCUCCCUCAGCUUUGUGUUGGUAUCGAUGGGGAGCACUGCUGUUCUUCUUUUGGGAUGGAGGACGUUAUUGUAUAAAUUCCUUCCUGGUGAUAAGGACAAGAAGAGUGAUGUAUAUCGCCGCGGUAGCCCGUUUGAAUUGUUUGAGUUGCUCACAUCUCUAGUACGAAGAUGGUGAUGAUAUCAGUUAUUGAAUGUCCCAUAGGCGAAUACUGAUUCUGACAUCAGCUCUUCUCAUACUCAAGAAGUCGUAUGCAAAGCUAAGAGAAUAGGUUGACUCUGUAAGAAUCUGCUUCUUGUGCACUCUUUGGUUGACUGUUAACAACUGUCAAAUAAUGUGUUUAUGUUAAUGCUUUGUAUUCCAUAUAAUUUGCCGAGAAGUUGGCUUUUGACAGAGGAUCUUUCCCUUGGUCUUGCAUGGUUACAAAUAUAUCACAUAGAAUUCUAAAUUCUUGCC